AUGCCUAGUGAUCGUUUCGCACCUUAUCCAUUACCAUCUCAUAUUAGCCACAAUGAUUAUCGAAAGAAUGCAAAACCAAUCAUGGAAAAACGAAGACGUGAAAGAAUUAAUCGAAGUUUAGAAGAAUUGAAAAAUCUUAUUCUUGAUAAUGCAACAACAAAUAAUGUACGUAGUCAUAAAUUAGAAAAAGCUGAUAUUCUCGAAAUGACUGUGAAACAUCUACGAACUGUUUACAAACAGAAAUUAGCUUCUGCUGCUGCUGUUGAUCCAACAAUAGCAUCAAAAUAUCGUGCUGGUUAUGGUGAAUGUGCUAAUGAAAUAAUACGUUUUUUAACUACAACACCAAAUGCUGAUUUAGAAUUAAAAACAAAACUUAUAACACAUUUGUCAACUCGUAUACAAAAUCUUUCGUCAUUAUCUAUUCUACCACCGAUGCAACCAUCAUUAUCACAAAUAAAUUCAGCAGCUGGUUUAUUAACAAAAACCGAUCGUUAUUCAGUUAAUUCAUCGACUAAUAAUCAGUACAUUUUUAUUUUACCUCAACAACAGCAAAAACUUCAAAAUUCAUCUACAACAUUCGAUGAUGAUGCUGAUUGUAGUUCAACAUCAUCGAAUAAUUUAAGUGAUUGCGAAUCAAUGAAAUCAUCCGAAGCAAUAACAACAACACCAACAGACAGUGUAACAAGUACAAUGACCGAGUCACCAUCUAAAGUAUGGCGACCUUGGUGA
Molecule: messenger RNA, 729 nt
Organism: Rotaria socialis
Lineage: Eukaryota; Metazoa; Rotifera; Eurotatoria; Philodinida; Philodinidae
Source: the annotation of a GenBank genome assembly